AUGGCCUUGCUUGCCAGGCUAUCCAAAGAUCAGAUCACGACUGACCAGAUGGUGUACGGUUCCUCUCUUGCGGCUUGCGCACGAAUCGGUGUGUGGAGACAGGCCCUUGCCCUCCUUCACGGCUUGCCCAUGAAACACAUGCAAGCAGAUGUAGUCAGCAUCAGCUCGGCAGUGACGGCAUGCGGGAAUGCUGGCUACUGGCGGCGAACACAUGCCAUUGCAAGCGGUUUGUGGGAGCGAAACGUCAGACCAAACACGAUCACUUUCAAUGCUGCAGUUGCUGCUGGUGAGAGGCUUGGACAUUGGCAGACGGCUAGAGCUUUCCUCCGGCACAUGCACCUGAACCUUCUGCAGGCAGACUCAAUCACUUUCAAUUCUACGACGAGUGCCUGUGGAAGAACUGGGACAUGGAUUCGUGCUGUUGAGCAGGUAGAUGUGUUUAGGCAGCAACAGUUGCAGGCAGACGUGAUCACGACCAACUCUGUGACCAGUGCCUUCGAGAAGUGCGGAGAAUGGCAGCAAGCCCGUUCGCAGUUCGGGGAGAUGCGAUGUCAGCAGGUACAGCCAGAUUUGACCACUCACAAUUGCCUGGCCAGUGCCUGCGAGAAGGCCAGCAAAUGGGAAGAUGCGAAGCUGAUGUUUUUGAAGCUGGAGACGGGCAAUCUUAAAGCUGACGUGUUCAGCUAUGGUGCUGUGCUGGGAGCAUGCGAGAUGCAUGGAGUCUGGGUGCAGGCUUUGCUAUUUCUUGGACAACUGCAGAGCUGCGAGCUGAAGUUGAACAACAUCAUCGUAAAUUCCUUCAUCAGCACCUGCGAGAAGGGUGCUGCCUGGCACCAUGCCCAGCUUCUGCAUUGUGAGAUGGACCGGCACAUCCUCCAGGCAGAUGUAGUGACAUACAAUGCUGUGAUCAGCACAUAUCAGAAGUGUGCGAAGUGGCAACAUGCCUUCUUCUUGAUGCAGAGGUUAAAGGACGAGCAGCUCAAGCCCGACGUGAUCUCUUAUAGCUCGCUCAUCAGCGCAUAUGAGCAGGCCGGACAGUGGGAUAAAGCCUUAUUUCAUCUACACGAAGCUCAGGAAAGGCUGGUACAAAUCAACAUCCUUACCUGCAAUGCGGCCAUUGGCUCGUGUGAGAAGGGUGGAACCUGGUAUAUUGCGUACUUUCUACUUAUAUCUUUGAUCGAACAGCAGCUUCGAGCUGAUGUUGUCGCUCAUGCUUCAGUUGCUGCAGCUUGCUCAAGUGCAGGAGAAUUCAGGGUAGCUUUGCCAUUGUUGCAUGCCGUCGAUGUCAAUUGCAAGCUGAAGUUGAGAAUCGCCGUGGCGGUAGCAUCGGAACAAGGUUGUCGAAAAGCACUGCACGACAGCGCAUGA
Molecule: messenger RNA, 1368 nt
Organism: Symbiodinium sp. CCMP2456
Lineage: Eukaryota; Dinophyceae; Suessiales; Symbiodiniaceae
Source: the annotation of a GenBank genome assembly